Molecule: messenger RNA, 882 nt
Organism: Metschnikowia bicuspidata var. bicuspidata NRRL YB-4993
Lineage: Eukaryota; Fungi; Ascomycota; Pichiomycetes; Serinales; Metschnikowiaceae
Exons: 1
Coding region: 1-882 (293 amino acids)
Source: RefSeq, a predicted model, not a curated record
AUGUUGGUCAGCAGCAUUCUAAAUGCUCCCGAGAUUCAAUUUGCAAAGAAAUGUUUUGUUGGAGGAAUCACUACCUUGUACAAGAAAGGAAAGAAUUUGCCCAAUAUGACCAAUAUGGAAUUGAUGAAAUUUGUUUGGCUCAUAUCCCACCUACUUUGUGACUGUGGAUUUUUGACUUCUUUGUGGAGUGAAAAUCCAUUGUGGUAUUACAUUUCCAUUGGUGGUGCCAUUUCCACCUAUACCGUUGCCUUUGUACGACAUAUGCUCGUCUUGGUACAUGGAAAUUUGGCUUUUCGGGAGGAGAUUCCAUUGGCAUCUCUCUUAAAUGCAGAAAAUUCUUUGCUUUUAGUUGCCGCCUGGCUUCAUUUCACAUCAAGUCCCAACCCCUUGAAAUUGAUUUCAUUUGCCAUCUUCUCGUACAUGAAUUUGAUAUCGUUCAUUUUACACGAGCUCAUUUCGGCCAACUCGUUUACUACUGCGCUAUUUCCUGUUUUGAGCUGCAUUGAGCCCCUUCUCUUGGGGUUUGCUUGUUUUUCGGACUACUGUCUUCAGUUGCUUUACUACCGUGAGUACAUUCUUGACGAGACUCCUCUUUUGUAUGGACUAAUUUUUUCAUACAUUAGCUUCAAGAGGUUGGAGAAAUCAGAACUUGCUCGUGUCAGCUUAUACAGCUUUUUUGACAUGACAUUUGCCAUAUUGAUUAAAGUGAGAGCCCCUCAGUUCUUGCUUCAUCUCCUUGAAAGACUUCAGGCAUUUGUUUAUCUCUUGGUUCCAAUCCAAAUUAGCGGAGACUCUGAGAAUGUCACCCGGAAGACUUCGGUCGGAACCAGAGCCACAUCAAUAUUUUUCGAGCCUAUUCUGAUUAUCAAUGAUUUGAACUAG